UGUUAACUGAAUUUCUCAUCUCUCGUUGCUGUGAGACAUUGGUGACUUGGUACCGGAGUUCGAAUACAAGGUAUAAAGCGACUUGCGCGUAUACCCCUCGCAGCUCUUCACACGUUACCAACUGAACCAUGACCACCACAACUGCCCCGCAACCAACACUCAAUUUCGCAAUCACUGCGACUGAACUUAAGAAGUCGAUCGAUGACAUCAUGGCCCAAGAGCUGGAGGUCAAUAACAAGGUUGCUAGCCUUGCUCCUGAACAGCAGACCUUUGAAACUGUGAUUCUCCCUAUGAGCAAGGUGGACAAUGCUGUUGCUGGUGAAGCUCAUUUGGCUACAAACCUUAGCUAUUUUUCCCCAGAAAAGGAUGUUAGGGAUGCAUCAUUGGAGGCUGACAAGGCAUACGAUGCGUUCGGUAUCGAGCAAGGCAUGCGCGUUGACUUGUAUCAAGCCGUACUCAACGUCUUCAACAAGACAGACUUGGCUACUUUGGAACCUGAGGAUGCAAGACUUUUGACUAAGACCGAACUUGAUUUCCGUCGAAGUGGUCUCGCGUUGGAGGAAAGCAAGCGUAACGAACUUAAGGAAAUCCGCAAAAAGCUCAGUGAGUUGGGUAUCGAUUUCAGCAAGAACUUGAACGAGGAGAGCACCGUUAGCUUUACUAAGGAUGAACUCGAAAAUAUGGACGAUGACUUUUUGAGUGGAUUGAAGACAGGGGAAGUCGAUGGUGUUCAAAAGUAUAUUUUGACUAUGAGAUAUCCUGAUGUUCUUCCCGUCUUGAAAAACUGCAAGAAUGAAAAUACCCGAAAAAUUCACUACAUCGCUUACGAAUCUCGUAAUAAGGAGAACAUUGCAAUUCUUGAAGAGGCCGUUAAGCUCCGUCGCCAAGCUGCCAAGCUUCUUGGCUACCCAUCACACGCCGCUUUUAUAUUGGAGGUCAAGAUGGCCAAGUCAGUAGAGAAAGUUCAAUCAUUCCUGAGCGAUCUUGUGAACAGAUUGGAACCCAUGGGUGAAAAGGAAUUGGAACGACUCAAGAACAUCAAACGCAAGGAGAAGGAAUCACGAGGAGAGGAAUUUGAUGGCAACAUCAAUGGAUGGGACACUGCUUACUAUUUGCGUAUACUCUUGGAGGAAGAAUACCAAGUUGACCAGCAAGUUAUCAAACAAUACUUCCCAUUGAGCAACACUGUCGACAGAAUGCUGGAAAUUUACUCCAAGGUGCUUGGAUUGAGAUUUGUAAAGGUACCUGCUGAUAAGGCCGUUGUAUGGCACCCUGAUGUUCAGCUCUACGAAUGCUGGGAUGAUACCGAUACCCAAGAAUUCUCUGGCUACAUGUACCUUGACCUUCACCCAAGAGAAAACAAAUACUCCCACGCUGCCUGCUUCCCUCUUCAACCUUCGUACUUGAAGGAAAGUGGUGAACGCGUUGCACCUUCCGCAGCAAUGGUAGCCAACUUUACCAAGCCCACUGCUGAUAAGCCUUCACUUCUGAAGCAUGACGAAGUUGUCACUUUGUUUCACGAAUUGGGUCACGUCAUGCAUCACAUCUGUAGUAGAACAAAGCACACACGUUUCAACGGUACAGCUGUCGAACGCGACUUUGUUGAAGCCCCAUCACAGAUGUUGGAAAACUGGUGCUUUGACUCUGAAAGCUUGAAAUAUCUCUCGUCUCAUUAUCAAACCGGUGAACCUAUCCCCGAUGAAGUCAUUGACCGCAUCGUAAAGGCAAAAAAUGUGAAUGGUGCUAUGUUCAACUUGCGUCAACUAUUCUUCGGUAUCUACGAUAUGACACUUCACACUUCUGAUGACGAAAAAUUGGAUACUUCUGUUCUUUGGCAUUCUCUUCGUAAGAAGGUCUCGUUGAUCAACUCACCAGAGGGAACUUAUGGCCAAGCUGCAUUUGGUCAUAUUAUGGGAGGAUACGAUGCAGGAUACUAUGGUUAUCUAUGGAGCAAGGUGUUCUCGACUGAUAUGUUUUACACCAAGUUCAACAAUAACACCUUGUCCAGAGACAACGGAUUGGCAUACCGUCAUAAAAUUUUAUCUCGUGGUGGCAGCCGCGAUGGCAUGGAUCUACUUAGAGAUUUCCUGGAACGCGAACCUUCGUCUGAUGCCUUCAUGAAGGAGCUCAUGAGCGCCCAAUAGGCAACCAGCCUUGAGAAAAUGAAAAGCGUGUGGUAGAUAUGUGCUUUGCCGCAAAGUGGUUCAGCGACGAUAAAAAAU
Messenger RNA from Umbelopsis ramanniana AG, 2222 nucleotides. RefSeq lists its product as uncharacterized. Gene Ontology annotation, biological process: peptide metabolic process; proteolysis. The transcript has 18 exons. Gene Ontology annotation, molecular function: metalloendopeptidase activity. Lineage: Eukaryota; Fungi; Mucoromycota; Umbelopsidomycetes; Umbelopsidales; Umbelopsidaceae. Bases 129 to 2144 code for a protein of 671 amino acids. Gene Ontology annotation, cellular component: mitochondrial intermembrane space. The record is from RefSeq and is a predicted model, not a curated record.